Messenger RNA from Cucurbita pepo subsp. pepo (vegetable marrow), 1473 nucleotides. Its product is annotated as oxoglutarate-dependent flavonoid 7-O-demethylase 1. The record is from RefSeq and is a predicted model, not a curated record. NCBI's taxonomy places the organism in Eukaryota, Viridiplantae, Streptophyta, Magnoliopsida, Cucurbitales, Cucurbitaceae.
GAUCCCAUAAAGAAACAAAUUUCUCAUUGGAGUUGUAAAAUAAUCCGGGUUGAAGUUGCAAUGUUUAUUUUAUUUGGAUUUGGAGCUUGUUGAUCGACAGAAGCUAUCUGACAAAUUGAAAGGCAGCUGAACACUAGCUUUGUCUUAAUAGUUUCAUUGGGAACUCAGCUUUGUUACAGAGUUGUAGAUAUAUGUGUGUUUAGAGGGAGCUACUGGGAGCUUUGUUGGGAGAUGGAGCCACAAGUAAUGAAGCUGCAGCUGAGAGACUCUCUUCCGGUGCCUUGCGUUCAAGAGUUGGUCAAAAGCUCACCGUCGACAGUUCCCCAUCGAUAUAUUCGCCCCGACCAAGAUCCUCCUUUUGUGUUCACUGACACUUCAGCUCAAGUCCCUGUUAUUGACUUGCACAAGUUGCUGUCCUCCAGCAAUUGUGAGGAUCCUGAACUUGAUAAGUUCCAUCAUGCUUGCAAAGAUUGGGGUUUCUUCCAGCUGAUAAAUCAUGGAGUGAGUGAUGUAUUGGUGGAGAGUAUGAAAUCAGGCAUUGAAGCACUCUUUAAUCUUCCAAUGGAAGAGAAGAGCAAGCUGUGGCAAAAACCAGGAGAUGUUGAAGGAUUUGGACAGAGCUUUGUUGUCUCUGAGGAGCAGAAGCUUAAUUGGGGAGAUCUCUUUGGACUUUUUAUGCUCCCCACUUACUUAAGGAAACCUCACUUGUUCCCCAACCUCCCUCUUCCAUUCAGAGAUGAUUUGGAUGCUUAUGCACUGGAGAUGAAAAAUCUAGCCAUGAAACUGCUUGAAUUAAUGGCGAAGGCACUGAAAAUGGAGAUUUGCGAGAUGAGAGAGGUGUUUGAAGAAGGAAUGAUGUCAACAAGAAUGAACUACUAUCCUCCAUGUCCUCAACCAGAACUUGUCAUUGGACUCAAUAACCAUUCUGAUGCAUCUGCCAUUACCAUUCUUCUUCAAGUCAAUGAAAUGGAAGGCCUCCAGAUAAGAAAGGAUGGGAGGUGGGUUCCUGUUAAGCCUCUCCCAAACGCCUUUGUUGUCAAUAUUGGAGACGUUAUGGAGAUUAUCACGAAUGGAACGUAUCGUAGCAUCGAGCAUCGUGCAACAGUGAACUCGGCGAAGGAGAGGCUCUCAGUGGCCAUGUUUUACAGCCCAAGAUUGGAUGGGGAGAUAGGUCCUGCCCCAAGCUUGGUCACUCCAGAAAGACCAGCCUUGUUUAAAACAAUUGGAGUCACAGAUUUCCUCAAAGGAUUCUUCACCAGGGAACUGAAUGGGAAGUCAUAUCUUGAUGUUAUGAGAAUCCAAAAGGAAUAGAUAUGAUCAAAACGGCUGCUUUGUUGUUGAUUUCUGAAACUACAUAUAAUAGCUCUGCUGUACAAUCAAAGAACUAUGCUGUGGCCUUCUUUAUUACAUAGCUGUUUGUCACAGAUUCUUUGGUUUUGAAACUUGGAAUAUAUCGCUACAAGCUCUUGUUUU